AUGCCAGUUUUUAACUUGAAGAAGUUACCGCGCAGCCAGUUGACGACGACGUUAGUGCUGUCGGCCUCCAAAUAUAUCUUCCUGGUCGUGCUAUUGAUGAAUGUUCGGUCUCUACCGUUUGCCUGGCACAUUCGCGUGUUCCUACCAGUCCUGCGACUCCGUCUCCAGUACUACUUCCUACGACUUCGCAUCCUGUUCAAGUCCAAAGAGCUUAAGGCAAAGAUCCUUGCCGACUGGGGCGAAGGUUUAUGUCCAGUUGGCGCAAACCCCUUCGAGCUCGUGACCAUUCAUCAUGGCUGGACGAGUGUGGACGACGCCGAUUAUAAUGGACACCUCAGCAAUUCCAGUUAUGCGAAGGCCCUUGACGCAGCCCGUUUGAAACUGGUUCUGAAAGCUUUCCCUGCUUUCGCAAGGAGUGGCGGGUGGAUGGCUCUGGGUUCUACUCACUUUCAUUUCAUUCGAGAAAUACCGUUCUUGAGGAGCUACGAGAUAAGACUCUCCAUCGGGGCAUGGGAUCAUAAAUGGAUGUUCGUUAUUGCUCGCUACGUCUCUUUCACAAAGAAGAAGCAUAGUAAUGCCACCCAUAAACUACAUGUGGACGGAUCAGGUCAGCAACUGGGGACUAAUAAUGAUAGCGCCAGACCAUCAAAGACACUGACAACAUCGAGUGACUUUCCUCGGAUUUUGCUGAGCACGCCUGCGGAAGACUUGACCACUCCUGCAACCCCCGGCGAUGCGACUGAGGCGGACUACAACCUUCAAGCUGAAAAGACGAAAAAGGAAAUAGAAGCUUUGGCUGCCGCACAGUCAAACAUACCUGAGCCCGACGGUGCCGUACUUCACUGUGUGGCGAUCUCCUACAUUUGCUUCAAGCACGGCCGCAUUACAGUGCCUCCUAGCGUUAUUCUCCCAUGCGAAGGUUUCUCGAAACCUCCCAGUACUGCUUCUGCCGCGCCGUUCUCGUCGACGAACCCUCCACCUCACUGGAAGAAGGCCCAAGCAUUGCGCGUCGCUCCAUCAGGUAGUAUGCCUGCGUUUGCGAAAUUUCUGAAAGGAGGCUGGCGCGAUGUGCCUGAAGACGAGAGGUGGUGGGAAGAUGCGUUGGAUGGGCCGAUAGAAGAGCAACGAAAAGCGAAUCUCGAAGUCCUUGAUUCCGUUAGGAGAGGGAUGGAAGGGGCGAGAUCCAUUGGUUAG
This is a messenger RNA of Suillus plorans, 1194 nucleotides long. RefSeq lists its product as uncharacterized. The transcript has 6 exons. Lineage: Eukaryota; Fungi; Basidiomycota; Agaricomycetes; Boletales; Suillaceae. Bases 1 to 1194 code for a protein of 397 amino acids. The record is from RefSeq and is a predicted model, not a curated record.